AUGUCAACAAACACAUACAACGACAUUGUGGUGGAGAUCACGGGCCAGAUCGGAAUUAUCAAGCUCAAUCGACCCAAAUCCCUGAAUUCCUUUGGCGGAAAGCUUAUAGAAGAAACAAUAACCGCUAUCCGAGAACUGGAUGAGCAUCCCGACACCAUCUUCACCGUCCUCACCGGCGAGGGGAGGUUCUUCUCAGCCGGUGCCGAUAUCAGAAGUUCUAAUGCUGCCACCUCCAACGGGCCAUUCUCAAACAGGACGGAAGCAAAAUUAGCAUAUAUGACGAGAUUCAACUCAGGGAUUGAAAUUCUCCGCUCGAUAAUUAAUCACCGAAAAGUUUUUGUGCUUGCGCUCAAUGGUCCUGGAGUUGGCGCGGGAGGUGCCUGGUUCACAGGCGUAGCGGACAUCGUGCUGGCCUCCGAUUCAACCUACCUCCAAAUCCCAUUCUCGGCUCUCGGGCUGGUGCCGGAGAACGGAUCCGCAAUCAACUUUGCUCAGAGCAUAGGCGUUCACCGCGCCAAUGAUUUCCUGAUGUUUGGUCGGAAAUUGACGGCCCAGGAAUUGGAGCAGUGGGGUGUUGUUAAUAGGAUUUUCCCCGCGGCGGGAUUUCAUGAUAGCGUGAAGGAGUUUUUAAGAGAGCAGUUGAAGGUCAAUGAUGGGAAGAGUAUGAUAGAGACGAAGAGGUUGCAAAAUGCGCCGCUGAAGGAUGGCCGGAUGUUAGCUGUCUAUAAUGCUAUGGAUGCGUUGGCAGAGAGGUUUGUUGAGGGGGCUCCGUUCAAGAGAUUCGAGCUCAAAAAGGCGGAGCUGGAAGGUAAGUCCUCUUUCUGUCGAGAUAGUCCGAUUACUUGCUAA
Molecule: messenger RNA, 849 nt
Organism: Amorphotheca resinae ATCC 22711
Lineage: Eukaryota; Fungi; Ascomycota; Leotiomycetes; Helotiales; Amorphothecaceae
Exons: 4
Coding region: 1-849 (282 amino acids)
Biological process (GO): fatty acid beta-oxidation
Cellular component (GO): peroxisomal matrix
Source: RefSeq, a predicted model, not a curated record